Molecule: messenger RNA, 459 nt
Organism: Brenthis ino (lesser marbled fritillary)
Lineage: Eukaryota; Metazoa; Arthropoda; Insecta; Lepidoptera; Nymphalidae
Source: the annotation of a GenBank genome assembly
AUGAAGUACAUCUACCUUUUAGUUGUUAUAAUAGUGGUUACGGCUGCAGAUAUAAGCAGUUUGCAGCCGUUUCUAUAUCAUCAACAUCCCCAACUACAAGACCAGCAUCAACAACAAGUGUACACAACAGAACCCAUUCCCAUUAUCAGACAGGAACAGAUCAUCAAUCCUGAUGGAUCCUACAAAUGGAAUUAUGAAACCGGUAAUGGAAUCAGCGCUGAGGAGGCGGGCUUUGUCAAAAAUUUGGGUAUUCCUGAACAAGAAUCUCAGGCUGCUCAAGGACAGUAUAAAUACACUGCACCUGAUGGCCAGGUUAUCCAGCUACAGUAUGUAGCAGACGAAAACGGGUUUCAACCACAAGGAGCUCAUUUACCUACAUCGCCACCAAUUCCUGCGGAGAUCCAGAAAGCAUUGGACCAUCUAGCUACCCUUCCUCCUCAAGCACCACAAUCGAAUCAA